AUGUCGUUCCAUCCACGAACUCCCCAAAGCCCUUCGCAAGUUUCACCAGCAAAUUCUUCUGACGCCAUCAAUCCGAACUCAACGACGAUGACCGCCAACACCCUCCCUACUCCCGCGCACAGCGUCACCGGAAGCACCUCCCAGACUGACAUCGCCGCCAACGAUGACUCCCCCAACAAGCGCAAGCGCGCUCUCGAGGACGAGGGUGAACGUGACUCGAAAAAGGUCCAACUCGAGGGGCACAGGCUAGGCAUCGAGGACCUACAUCUUGAUGUAGGCGAGAAGUACCUGCUCUGCCAGACUCCGCAUCUCGAAUCGCUACCUCGAAUGACGGAGGAUCUGUACGAGAUGUUCAAUCUGACCGGCCUCGCUUCCCAAGUCGCACGAGAAAAGCCGAAUGGCGAAAAGAAUGCACUGCGUAAGACAUACAAGGGUCACUUGAAGCGAUUAGGGGUGGCCGGUUCAUUCGGGGAACACAAGAAGCCUGAGGGCGCUCACUCUGAGUUCAUGGCCUUGGUAUACGCCGCAGAUGAAGACUGGCAUUCUCUCGAGGUUAACAACCGCGAAAUCGGACGAGGUUUAUCGGACGCCACCCUGGCAGCUCUCCCUCGCGCGAUGACCAUGGCGAAGGGGUCGUUGCCCAAGGACGUGUGGGACACCUCGGUUUUGGGGGAUUUGGCACCCUUUACCGGUGAUGGCUCGAGGCUAUCAGGGAGCAAGCUGGCUACGCCAGGCACUCCAUUGGGAGGAUCGACUCCUACAAACAUCGCACGGUCCAAGCAGCAGCUUGCGGCAGGACAGGAUCCGAGCAGGACGCGCGGCAACAAGCGAAGUUACAAACCGGACAGCUAUGACGGUUAUAGGGGCUACGCCGAUGAUGAUGACGCUGCUGGAUACUCGACAGGAGAAGGUGAAGGGUCCCAAAAGCGACGAAAGAAGAACGCUGGCAACGCAUCGCCAUACCCGAACCCUAUGCGCCAACAGAGCUACGGUCCGGGAAUGGUCGGUGCCUGA
This is a messenger RNA of Clonostachys rhizophaga, 1014 nucleotides long. Lineage: Eukaryota; Fungi; Ascomycota; Sordariomycetes; Hypocreales; Bionectriaceae. The record is from the annotation of a GenBank genome assembly.